Messenger RNA from Dromiciops gliroides (monito del monte), 1363 nucleotides. RefSeq names its product casein kinase I-like. The transcript has a single exon. The record is from RefSeq and is a predicted model, not a curated record. Gene Ontology annotation, molecular function: protein serine/threonine kinase activity; ATP binding. NCBI's taxonomy places the organism in Eukaryota, Metazoa, Chordata, Mammalia, Microbiotheria, Microbiotheriidae. Bases 341 to 1285 code for a protein of 314 amino acids. Gene Ontology annotation, cellular component: nucleus; cytoplasm. Gene Ontology annotation, biological process: peptidyl-serine phosphorylation; negative regulation of canonical Wnt signaling pathway; signal transduction.
AGGGGGGGAGCCGCAGUGCGAGUGGGCGAGUGACGUCACGGCGGCGAGGUCCCGCCCCCGGGCUCUGCACCUCUCGCUGCCCGGCACGUCAGCCCAGAGCAGCGGCGGGGGCGGCGGAGGAAGCGACCGCUGCUUAGGCGCGGAGGCCACUGAGGCGGCGGUGGGGGCGAGAGCACAGAGCCAUUGUCCGGCCUGCUACCGCGACCAGCCCGGAAUCCGCAGAGCCCCAGGGGACGGCCUGUAUCAAGACCCAAGGCUAGGCCCCGGCCCGGCAGCUCGCGCCCGGUGGGUAAGGCCCAUCGCACUGUCCCCUUCGCGAUCGCGGCCCCCCCCCCCCACCAUGUCCGCCACCAUCCCCGCUCCCAUCCCCGCGCCCCCCUGCAGGAUGGCGAGCAGCAUAGUCGGGGGCAAAUACGAGCUGCUGCGGAAGGUGGGGGCCGGCUCGUUCGGCGACAUCUACCUGGCCAUCAACAUCACGAACGGCGAGGAGGUGGCGGUGAAGCUGGAGUCGCAGAAAGCCAAGCACCCCCAGCUGUUGUACGAGAGCAAGCUGUACAAGGUCCUGCAAGGCGGGGUGGGCAUCCCGCACAUGCGUUGGUACGGCCAGGAGAAGGACUACAACGUUCUGGUCAUGGACCUGCUGGGGCCCAGCCUGGAGGACCUCUUCAAUUUCUGCUCUCGUAGGUUCACCAUGAAGACCGUGCUGAUGCUGGCCGACCAGAUGAUCAGCAGAAUCGAGUAUGUGCAUACCAAGAACUUUAUCCACAGGGACAUUAAACCGGAUAAUUUCCUGAUGGGGAUCGGGGCUCACUGCAAUAAGCUAUUCCUUAUUGACUUUGGACUGGCCAAAAAGUAUCGAGACAACAGAACCAGGCAGCACAUACCCUACAGAGAAGAUAAGAAUCUCACCGGCACUGCCAGGUAUGCCAGCAUCAAUGCACACCUUGGCAUCGAGCAGAGCCGUCGAGAUGACAUGGAGUCCCUGGGCUAUGUGUUGAUGUAUUUUAACAAGAGCAGCCUGCCCUGGCAAGGACUGAAGGCUGCAACCAAGAAGCAAAAGUAUGAAAAGAUCAGCGAAAAGAAGAUGUCCACCCCUGUGGAAGUUCUGUGCCAGGGGUUUCCUGCAGAAUUUGCCAUGUAUCUCAACUACUGCCGUGGCCUGCGCUUUGAAGAGGCGCCGGAUUACAUGUAUCUGAGGCAGCUAUUUCGUAUUCUUUUCAGGACUCUGAACCACCAGUACGACUACACUUUCGAUUGGACAAUGUUAAAGCAGAAAGUGACCUAAAAGGCAAGCUCUUCUAGUGGGUAGGGUCGGCAGACCCCCCCCCCCCAAGCCCCACAGCUUUCCAAGCAUGAAGAGAAA